UCUGUAAAUUUUCCUGAUGCGUUCAAACCAGUUCCCCGGGGUUUUUCCCUGGGCGGAGAGGCGAGUUCGAUGUUCUCCGCCAUCUUCCACCGCCGCGCCGCCAUUGAAUCGUACCUCAUCGCCGGAACCCUAGCUCCGUUCUCCAUGGCCACCGUUGCGGGCAACUCUUCUACACUCCCAUUUUCCGAUCCCCUUCUCGAACAAUUCCUCCCUGGCCGCACUCGCCCGCGGCAUCAUCUCCGCCUAAAACUUCGCCUCGAGCUCCUCCGUCACCUCAACACAGCUCUAAAAACUGACCCUCAAUGCUCCGUCGCCGCCUCUUCCCUUCUCUCUGCAUUGCACUCAGCCCCCCUCGCCGACCUCCUUUGCUCCCUUAGAAACCCCCGCGCUGCUCUCUCUUUCUUACUCAUCGCCAUCCCCAAUACCUUUCCCGACGCCAUCUUAUUCUCUUGCGACGUAGCUUUCCUCAUCUUCUCAACCGAAAAGCUGAAAACAUUAGCACAAGAUAUCCUCUCCGGUCUCCUUCACUGCCUCAAUCCCCACCGUGCCGUCGAUCUCCUCAGCUGGGCUGCUCUACAUCGCUCUUACUUCUCACGCUAUCACGCCCUUCACCUCGUCCUCCGCGCGUUUCUUGGCGCCGGCAUGGUAUCAGAGGCGCUUCGAGCUUUGGCAGAGAUCCGUCGUGUGGGCAAUACCCCAAGCCUCUCAGUCCACGCUAUUCUUCUCCGGCUUCUCUUCAGGAUGGGGGAUUCGAAAAAUGCUUGGAAGUUGUUCCGGGAUAUGAUUCUUCGUGGUCCUCGCCCGAGCGUCAGGAUCUUCAACGCAAUGAUUCUUGGAUCUUGCCUCAAAGGGAGGGUUGCUGCUGGGGAAGGGUUGUUUUGGUUGAUUCCAAAGUACAAACUUGAGCCGGAUGCUUGCAGUUUUAAUAUUAUUAUGAAAGCGAACUGUUUAUUUGGUCGGGUGGGGAAUGCCUUCAAGCUGUUUGAUGAAAUGAUUGAUUUAGGACAUGUACCUACCAUUGUAAGCUAUAAUAUUUUAAUCAACGUGCUCUGCAGGCAAGGGAGGAUGGAGGAGGCAAGGAGGUGGUUUGAUCGUAUAGUGGAAGAUGGGCUUGAGACUAAUAUUAUUACUUAUAAUGUCCUUUUAGAUGGAUAUGUAAAGGCUGGGCAGGUUGAUAUUGCAAUUUCUACUUAUGAAGAGAUGGUGAAGAAAGGAAUUCCUCCAGAUUUCUACACAUUCAACAUACUUGUUUCAGGGCACUGCAAGUUCCGCAGAGAUUGGAAAGGUCUGGUUCAGAACUUGUUUAGAGAUGCAUUAAAUGAUGAGGUAUGUACUCAAAUGUUAAUCUCAAGCCUUUGCUGGGAUGGGCAGAUGGAAGAUGCAAGAUUGCUUAUGCCCAGCAAUCCCAGUGAUGGUUUACUGCCCAAAGUUUCAAAUUUCAACUCAAUUAUUGCUGGUUAUAGCAAGGAGGGGAUGGAGGAAGAAGCUAUCAAUAUGUAUAGAGUCAUGGUGGAUGAAUUUAGCCUGGUACCUUCUGCUUCUACGUGGCAAUCUUUGCUAUUAGGGUUGUGUAGGCGAGGAAGGUUAAGUGAAGCUAAAGAACUUUUGUAUGAGAUUGUGGGGAGGGGAUUCAAUGUGGGUAUAUCUGCUUUCACCAUCUACAUAGAUGGGUGCUUUAGGUUUGGUAAAGUAUCUGAGGCUAUAGAUUGUUUGAAUCACAUGGAAAGUAACGGUAUCUCACUUGAUGUUGUUGGCUUUUCAGCAUACAUAAAUGGCCUUUGCAGAGCAGAGCGCAUGGAAAAAGCCCAGGAGGUUUUCAAUGAGAUCCGUAGGAGAGGAUUGAUCCCAAAUAACUUUACCUAUAAUUCUCUUAUAUCUGGUCUAAUGAGAGUCGGUGAUAUUAAGGAAGCACUGAAGUUGGAAGCAGAUAUGAGGUGUAAUGGACUGAGUCCUGACAUCUUCACAACAAAUAUAGUGAUUAAUGGUUUCUGCCUGCAUAGAUGCUUGGAGAGGGCUGAUGAGGAGUUCAGGCAGAUGGGGUGGAAUGGAUUAUACCCAGAUACCAUUACUUUUAAUACAUUAAUAGCUGCUUGUUACAGAACUUUUGAUACCGGACAUGCAGAAAGGUAUUUUGAAUUAAUGGCUUUAAGAGAUUGCAAACCUGAUAUUUUCACUUAUAAUAUAAGGAUUCAUAGCCUUUGCAGCAGAUAUAGGACCCCUGAGGCCAUGAAGAUGGUAGAUACGCUCAUCUCAGAGGGCUUUACUCCUAGCACAGUCACUCAUAACACUGUGAUGAAUGGCAUAUGCGAUGAUAGUCUUGGUCGCGCCAUGAUUUUAACUGGAAAGUUGAUUAAGAUGGCCAUUGUUCCUAAUGUUGUUACAGUUAACCUUCUUCUGUCUCAUUUCUGCAAGCAAGGGUUGGCUGAGAGAGCCUUGAUUUGGGGAGAGAAGUUCAAGAAGGUUUCCUUUGAUUUUGAUGACGUGACAUUGUGUAUAUUGGACAAAGCUAAUAAUUGCCUGAGAAAAGAGUCAGGGGCCAGAGUUACUUCAGGUAAAGGCUUGUUUCUAGAGUUCCUCAUGCACGUCGCUUAUGAGUUAAUAUGCAAUACUAAUCGAAGUUCGAAGCAUAAGCCGUUGGCUAUUAAAGGCUUAGUCAAUGGUGGCUUUACUUGUGCUUCAAUGAAGAGGGAUUUGAGUUAGCAAAAGCUGUAUAAAGUUUGUUCUCACAAUGUUCAUGGAUGAGAAUUUAGGCGCUCAUUACCAAGGCUUCUAGUUGGUCAUCCACGCCCUUCUUUGGAUAGGAAGAUCCAUUGAAGAUUUGUGAAGAUGACAUAAGUUGAAUGCUUUAAUUUUACUGUCCUUCUAAUUCAGUUUUUAGGGUCAACAUUUACGCUAGAUUGGCUAAAGCCAAGCGGAGGGAUCAAAAUCCCAGGCAACUUUGUUGCAUUUUGACAUCUAUUUUUGGUAUGAAUGGGCGCUGCAAUGAUGAAAGUGGUGCUGAACAUCAUCUUGUGAAAUUCAUACGUGGGAAGGAAGGUUAUCUUAGCUCUUCAUGAGGAUCUAUUCCCACUUGAAUUUCCUGAAACUGAGCACCGCAGCUUGACGGAGCUGAUUGAGUUAUAUUUUUGGUUCUUACGGCGUGUGGCUCUCUCAUUUUCUCCUGAACCCGUGGGAUAAGGGUAUGUUGCAGAGAAUAUUUAUGUACAGCAGAUUUUAAUUCGGUUGAAUCCAAUCCACAUUUACUAGUUGAAAGAAAGGUAUUGCAAACACCAACUGAGCUUUAUUCACUAUGGCUUCAUAAUUUAUUGUAACAAUAAGCUGUGAUCCUUUCAAAAAAUAGUAAAAAAUGGAACGAAGAAAACUUCUAAAGAGAUUGCUGAUUUCCACUAUCAAAGACAGCAGCAGGAAAAGUGUUAACUCUGCACUAAGGAAAGAAAAAGUGAUGCUAAACUUUUAUUUGAAGUCCUUGUUUGAUGCCACCGAAG
Phalaenopsis equestris is the source of this 3485-nucleotide messenger RNA. RefSeq names its product pentatricopeptide repeat-containing protein At5g16640, mitochondrial-like. Bases 70 to 2700 code for a protein of 876 amino acids. The transcript has 4 exons. NCBI's taxonomy places the organism in Eukaryota, Viridiplantae, Streptophyta, Magnoliopsida, Asparagales, Orchidaceae. The record is from RefSeq and is a predicted model, not a curated record. Gene Ontology annotation, molecular function: protein binding.